AUGAUUCGAGAAAUAAACCAAGCCAGUGCAAUUUCUGCAUUUUCAAUUGGCGUUAUUUUUAAUUCAUUAUUAAUUUGGCUAAUUCUUCGAAAAAGUCCAAAAGAAAUGCGCGUUUUUAGCCAUAUUUUAAUUCAGACAUGCACCGCCGAUUUAACUAUGUUGACAAUUAACUUACUUACACAACCGAUUUACACAUCUGAUAACGGUGUAAGCAUCGUUGUACUCAACGGUCUUCUAAGACAUAUUGAAUGGAUUCCUCACAAUUUAAUUCUUUUUGUUUGGGAUAAUUGCUUCUUCUUUUCUUUUUUUGGAUUUACUUCACAAUUUAUUUAUCGUUAUUUGAUUUUAAAUAAGUAAUAAAUUUAUUUUUAAUUAUAAUAAUAUAGACAAUACAUACCUAUAUGACUUUUGUUUUAUUUUUUUGGUUUUUUGUGUAGUGUAUUUAUCUAGGGUAGUUUUUCGGUUUUGGACAGUCCUAUUAAGUGCAUGGGAUGUGUAAUUAUUUUUAAAAAUGAAAAUUUCUAUUCUGGCUCUAAUCGAAAGCCUAAUUUC
Molecule: messenger RNA, 552 nt
Organism: Meloidogyne enterolobii
Lineage: Eukaryota; Metazoa; Nematoda; Chromadorea; Rhabditida; Meloidogynidae
Source: the annotation of a GenBank genome assembly